Messenger RNA from Sclerotinia borealis F-4128, 2064 nucleotides. The record is from the annotation of a GenBank genome assembly. Lineage: Eukaryota; Fungi; Ascomycota; Leotiomycetes; Helotiales; Sclerotiniaceae.
AUGAGCAGGUGGUUUAGAUCUGCCGCAAAGGCAGUACCUAAUAUGGUGGGAGAAGACGAGGAACAACACUUGAGGGAUGUCGAGGCUGCAAUGUUGAGGCUGUUGAAUGAUGACAUUGAGGAAGCGGACAAGUUAUUGAAGAAACAGGACUCUUCAUAUCAUCAUCUGGGGAGAGGAAUUUCUGGAUUCUUAUCUGCAAUGAUGGGAGUUGAGAAGGAUUUACUGAAGGAGGCUGCCGUUAUUUUACAAGAGGCUGAGAAUAAAAGUUGGGAGGACAUGAAGAAAGCCCAAAAGGAAUCGAAUGCUUUUCAAUCAAAUAUAUAUCCGCAAGGUACGGAGUAUCUCUUGUGCUAUUCAGUGGCUCAAUUGACGAGUGCAAUCACUGCAGUUCUCAGCGGAAGUAUCACAGAAGCAGUGAAGGGGUUUUACAAAUUGAGAAAGGCAUAUCUUACACUAGAUGGAAUAUUGGAGAUAGAAAACAAAUACCUGGAGAAGAUGGCCAGCUCAAGUACAGUUUCUCUUGCCUCUAGACCCCCGAGCCGAAAAAGUACAACAUCAGCAAUUACUGUUGAUAAAUUAGCACAUCAAACGGCAGAUCUCUCGGUAGGAGACCUUGAUGAAAAGAUGGACGAUGAUAGUGUAUUUCCGGAUGUCUCGAGACCACCUUCACCCCCCUCGGUAAUGAAUCCCUAUGAUAUUGAUCCAGAGCUUGCGGCAAAAGUAUUUACCAAUCGAACGGAUAUCUUCAUACAUUCUGGAGUUCGAUUAUGUUGCGGUCUUCUACUUCUUGUUUUCUCCAUGAUCGAAAAUCCGGUUUUCAACAAAAUAUUGUACAUUGUAGGAUUUAAAGGGGACCGAGAACGUGGCACCAGACUGUUGUGGCAAGCAACAAGAUAUCAAAAUUUUAACAGCGCCAUUGCUGCUCUCGCUCUACUUGGAUUUUACAACGGAUUAGUUGGAUUCUGCGAUAUUCUACCCACGGAUGAUGCGGCUGACGAUAAUCUUACGGGGUACCCGAAACAGAGAUGUGAGGCGCUACUGGCUGAGAUGAAAUCUCGACAUCCCGAGUCUAAGUUAUGGAGACUGGAGGAAGCUCGUAUGUUGGCCUAUAACCAAGAUUUGAAAGGUGCCCUUGAAAUUUUGGAAGAUAACUCCAAGAGUAAGAUGAGACAAAUUGCUAUGAUUAAUACAUUUGAGAUGGCUCUGACUACAAUGUUCGUCCAUGAAUAUCAGAAAUCAGCCACGGCAUGGAUCAAUUGUAGCGAACAGAGUGCUUGGAGUCCAACAUUGUACUUUUACAUGGCCGGUGCUUCAUAUGUCGAGCUUUACCGAAACACACGACUCAGCGAUCCUGCGGCAGCUAAAGUUCACAAGAAGAAGGCUAUUGAGUUUCUCCUCAAGGCGCCACCCCUAGCGGGUAAACAGAAAGUCAUGGCUAAACAACUCCCCUUUGAUAUCUACAUUGUCAGCAAAGUUGGGAAAUGGGAACAAAGAGCCAAGGAAUGGGGUGUGGAUGUCGUAGAUGCAAUUGGGCCAAGUCCAUAUGUUGAAAUGAUAUAUUUCUGGAACGGGGUGAAGAAGAGUGGGUCGGUGGAGUUGGAAAAGUGUCUGGAUCUUCUCAAGGACGAAAGAAUGGCCUGUCCGGAUAAAUGCAUUGAUGAUGAAGAUGAUGCGGCUGUUCAUAUCCUGCUUCGAGGAUGUAUGUUGAGGAAUUUGGGAAGGUAUGAGGAGGCGAGGACAAUUUUGACCGAGAAAAUUAUCGAUUCUGAAAGAUAUACUCGUGGCGCUCUCCGAGAUGACUGGGUUCUUCCAUCCGCCUAUUAUGAAGUAGCAAGUUGUUCCUGGGACGAAAAGGAUAUUUCGCCAGCGGGAGUAUCGUCAGAGGGCAAAGUAUCAGAGAAGAAAAUCCUAGAGCAUCAUAAAGAAAAGGUACUAGAUUGCGAAGAAAAGUUAUUAAAGUUGCAUAGUUGGCCUCAGACUUAUGUUUUUGAGGCAAGGAUGGGUUUUAAGAUUAGUACGAGUUUGCUUACUGUUAGGAGGCAUAAAGGAUUGAUGGGGUUUUAG